AUGGCGCCGACGCAACCCGCAGUGCCGCAGAGGUCUGUGUCUUUCAAUCCUGAGGCGGCCACUUUCAGUCCCAGCUCUGUCAACCCUACGACAACGACUGCGGAUACAGACCCAACUCCGCCAAAAGUUCAAGAGCAUUCAAGAGUCCCGGAUAUGUUUGGUGAGAAAUGGCGUUUUCGGUCAAGCAGACGCGGACGUGCUAACCGCCGUCGCUAUCAAGGUGCAAGAAUAGCAUAUCCGCUUCGCAGUACGGCUCGUACACUUGAGGGGGUGCAGCAAGAUGCAGCUCCUCGCGACACUCUUCCUAAAGACAACAUCAACAUUCCCAUGCCGUUUCCUCCCCUCGGAUUGUUAUGUUCCGCACGUCGUGGACCCGACUUCAGUGCACCCCCAGUUGGCGAACUGAAUGCGAACCUUGGCUUGUCUGGUGCCAAGAGAACUGACACUACUAACGACUCGCCAGUACAGUCACACGAGUUACCAGGAUCUGAUGCCGAUGCCCUAGCCGGUCUCGAUGGCAAGCUCAUUGGACAAGCGCUGAACAAGCCCAUGACCGCUAACGACCUAGCCCGGUACCUCAACGGCUUGACUGUUCAUCAAGGAGGCCUGAUUCCGCCGUCUCAGGGCACUCAGUAUGGUUAUGGCACACGUCUUCCGGAGAUAGAGGCUAGCGAGGACAAGGCUACAAAGAUUGUGAAGCCGCCUCCUGGUUUUGGUCGUGUGCAGUCAAGGAGGAUUCCGGCUGGAGAGUCAGGCGCUGCAGUUCUAUCUGUCAUGGAUCCGCAAAACGUACCUACAGGUCCUGCUGCAAUGACCCGACCCCGACGCUUCAGCGACCUUCCCCAGUUUCCGCAACAUGCCUCCGGUUCUGGACAUCGUCGCCGUUCGCGAGCGUACACCCGCGGCAAACGUACUGAUCAAGGCCCAGAGCCAUCAGCUGCCGACAUCUACCCUGAAGAUGCCAACGUAACUCGCCGCUCUUCAUACCUCCAACCUGCUGUUCCCUUCCUCUUUCCCAAGGCUGAGCCACUCCCUCAGUCACAUUUCAGCGCCGAGGAUCCUGUCAGCUGGCCAACUCCCGCAGAAGUGGAUACACUUAAUCUAAAAAAGCCACAAACUCCCCGUUCCCUCAUCCGACUCUUCGACCAGAAGUUUGGCAACGAAGCUGCCGCCGCAGCUCUCCCUGCGCCCCCUGCGCCCUUCGACAUCUUCGCAGACCACAGCUACCCCACAAAAGAUGACUUCAACGCCGCUGACGACGAAGUUCGCUUCCUGCUGUCUUCUAUCCCCACCUUCUACUAUCAACAAGAAGUAGGCCAGGCUCAGACUCAGACUCAGCAUCAAGACCAAGGCACCGCCUAUCUCACCUGCGAUACUCGCCCCCUUACCCCCGAACAACUCACGGGAGCACGUUACGGCAUCCGCUACCACGGCAUCGGUCUAGGCGAUAACUGGAAGUGUCUCGAGGUCAAAGAGGGCGAGCCUUUCCGAGUGCGUCCUCGUAACCAUGACGGUUGGGGCAGCUGGGAAUGGGCCAUUCGCAAAGGAUGGGCCAAAGAGUGA
Molecule: messenger RNA, 1563 nt
Organism: Pyrenophora tritici-repentis Pt-1C-BFP
Lineage: Eukaryota; Fungi; Ascomycota; Dothideomycetes; Pleosporales; Pleosporaceae
Source: RefSeq, a predicted model, not a curated record